This is a messenger RNA of Coccinella septempunctata (seven-spotted ladybird), 3190 nucleotides long. RefSeq lists its product as uncharacterized. Lineage: Eukaryota; Metazoa; Arthropoda; Insecta; Coleoptera; Coccinellidae. The coding region runs from base 219 to 2906 and encodes 895 amino acids. The transcript is spliced from 7 exons. The record is from RefSeq and is a predicted model, not a curated record.
AUCAUAGAAUUUUCCAAAAUGCACGAUUAAUUUCAGUUUACUCAAUGUGGGUUUGCAAUUUACCUUUUUUCUGAAAAUUCCACUAUCCAGAGUGCCCAGUGAAACUUUUCCGAAGAAUAAAAAAGUUUUACAACAAUCAAAAAACAACAAACGGAUGAAAAAAGUUUCGAACGCAUAAGACAAUAUUUUUUUCUACUUGAAAAAACUAUUAAUACUCCAUGUCUUCGGAAAAAAUAUGUGCAGUUCCUGAAUGUGGUGUGAAAGUGCCUAGCUCUGGUGUGAGAUGGUUCAGUAUUCCCGACAGUACUUCCUUGAUUUCAUCUGUUGUAAGUGGUAAAACUGUUUACUUCAGUAGACGUAGACUCUGGUUGAAUAGUUUGGGUCUUGAUGAUGCAUUUUUGGAAAAGGAUGCUGUUGUCUGUGCGUUACAUUUUGGGGAUCAAGAUUUUGAGGAUCCGGAAGGAGGUAAGGCGUCUUUGAAAGAAAAUGCUGUGCCUUCCCAAAAUUUGCCUGCAAAAGUUGAUACAGAUGCUGAUGUUUUCAAAAUUGGUGACAACGAAAGCCAGAGCACAAACUGUAACGAAAACGAAAUAGAAACAGUGGAGAAAAGUGAUGACGACGAUGAUGAUAUUGAAAUUAUAGAACCUCAUAGGGAAAUUAUCACAUUGGAUGAUGAUGAUUGUGAUGAUGAUAACGGCCCUAAUAAGGUUGCUUCAGGAGAAAACGUUUCAACCAAUAAUACCAUUCCUACGAUAGUUAACGAGAAAAUUCGUUUGUUACCUCCAUCUAAUUUAACCAUUGAAAAGGAGAAAGAGAGCAGUCCUGUGAAGAAAAAGACUCUUUUGCCGAAAGUGAGGGUCAUCCUCAGUGAAAAUAAAUCCCCGUCUACUAACAGUAAAAGGGUAGAUGAACCCCAAGUUGUAAAUCAAGAUAAGACACCAAACAAAGACCCCAGUAAACAAAACGGGAAAAAAAUAUCCGGAAUCAUAACAGCCGAGGGUAAAAGAUUCAUCGUUCAAGCUGCUACCAAAACAGGACAAUUAAAAGCGUUAUCUCCGAUACUCAUCAACGAACCUUCGACAUCGCAGAGCCCAAAAAAAUUCGUCAAAAUUCCAGACAUGAAAAAGAUCAGAGUCGGUAAACAACCACCCAUUUACAAGAUGCAAGUUUUCACGGGAAAAAAGGGGGCCCAGCUGACGGAUGCGGACGUUUCCGAAGCCUUGAAAAAACAGCUAUCCCAGCUGCUUCAACACAAAGCCGUAUUACAAGCUUCGAUGAUCAAAGAGGACAAGACGAAUGACAAAACUGUACCGAUUGUUGGUAAACCGAUUCGUGUAAUCGAAAUCCCACCGUUCACCAAAGGAAACAAGGAAGAUCGAUGUGGUCCUUCGAAAACUGACUCCCCUGGUCCCCCAUUGCAUUUAAUCCCUAACCCGAAGGAGGUACAGUCUCCCAAGCCCAAAGGGGUACAGAAAAAGAACAGUUCCACCGGGAAAAAUGACGAAGUGGGAAAAAAAGAAAGUGGAGUGGAUCCUAGCAGUGAUUUUAAGUAUGUAAAUAUCAGUGAUAUCCUAAGGAACGGGAGUGUUGAAGAGGGCCCUAAAGAAGGCCACGAUAGCAGUGAAAGUAUCGAUUUACCACCCAUCCAAGAUGAAAAUAUCUCGGAUGAUGUCCCCUUUGGUUUCUCCGACAUUUAUAACCUCAUCAAUAAGUACAUUGUAGACUUCAGUUUUGAAGUGUUGGGCACGAAAUAUGUGCUUAAGGAAUGCGGGUUACAUUUCGAACCCCAAAUUGGUGAUAAAAAGGAGAAGACAGUUGCGGUUGUUGGAAAAUCGUCCAUCUCCUGUAAAGAUCCCCUUUUAUUGAGCGGUAUGAACGUCAGUAUCGGCAUCUCCAAUAAAAACAUAGAUCCCAGGUUGUACUCGAAAAAAGUAACGCAUAAAUGCGAAAAGAUCAACAGAGUUAACGCUGUACUGGUCAAACCGAACUUGGAAAGAAUCGGGAAGAAUCAGAAAGAUUCCAACAUCGUUACAGUGUCCAACAACAAGAACUCUUUGCUUGAAAAUUGUUUAACAGGCAUCAACAAAGCUGGCGAUGUUAAAACCUAUCUAGGUAAAAACAAAUCGAAUACCAAAAACACCCAAAGGAACGCUGCUACUCCUGUGAAGCCGAAAGUUGUGGUGCAACCCUCGAAAUCGAUUAAAUCGAAAGACUCGCUGGAUUUGAAGGCAUCUAGCUCGACGAGCGUAAAAAAAACUGCCAAGAAUACCAGGGAAAGGACCACUAAGGCUGUCGUGGUGGGUAACCAGAAGGAAAAGAGCCAUAAACUGUCCGAAACGUUGGAAGACAGAAGGAAAGAGAUCAAGAAGAAACGAACUCUGAAGAUGUCCACUUCACGUUCCAGGAAAUUAUUCAAAAUGCCCGUCUCACAGAUGAACCCCGCUUUGAGGGCUUUGUCAGUCGUGGGGAGCAAGUUCAGGAAGAACAGGAGGUUGGUGAUGGACAACGAGAAGGGGAAGAAGCCCAUCGAGAGGAAAACCAUCCUGAGGCCGAUAUUGUUGGAUAAACCAGAACCAAUCCCAAAGGAAGAAAACACCAAUAAAGAAGAGGAAGAGCCAAGUGGUUCGACGAAGGAAAAAUCGAGUAAAAUAAGAACGAGAGGAGCGACUAAAGGGGUGAAAAAAGAUUAUAAAACUUUCAGUCUGUACGGAACGAUGGAAGAAACCAACAGUGUCAAAACGAAAAGGAAGAGACCGACGAAAGUCAGUCCCAGUAAAAAACUGAAAUAUUCAGAUAAAGUUGGGGAUAUUGAAAGUUUCCUCGAGGUCGUUCUUGAACCGGACAAUAAAGAUGAAAUGGAGUUGGAUACUAGUAAAAGUUAUAACACGGAUGAUACUUCGUUUUGACUAUUGUAAAUCAUCCGUUAUUUCUUGGAAUUGGUUAUCGACAGGAGGAUUAUUAUUUUAUCAUGAUUGACACGAAUUUAUACAUUAUAAAUAAUUGUUGACUUAUACACUUUUGUUGAUUUCUUUUGUAAAUACUGUCCUGUAUAGUUGCUUGAUGAGUGAAGUUUAUAUCAUAAGGAAAAUUUAUAUUUUACGUAUUUGUAAAUAGUAUUUCGGUUCGACUGUAUGAAUUUUUUUCCGUUUUAAUUUUCUACACUAUAAAUGAAAUACAUUUUUCAAGAGAU